Messenger RNA from Thrips palmi, 2087 nucleotides. RefSeq lists its product as uncharacterized. The record is from RefSeq and is a predicted model, not a curated record. The transcript has 2 exons. Bases 131 to 775 code for a protein of 214 amino acids. NCBI's taxonomy places the organism in Eukaryota, Metazoa, Arthropoda, Insecta, Thysanoptera, Thripidae.
GGAGACGGCUCCGUUUGGCGAACGUAAAACAAGGCGCCAGCGUCCUCUCGCCGCCACUUGCUCCUGAGUCCCCACGCAGAGCGCACGUGUUCACGCUAUUGGAAGUCAAGCGCUUAUCGGGCUCUUCGAUAUGGCAUCCAACAACGGAAACUCACAGGCCAAUCACGAAGUGACGGAGCAGCCACAGCUCUCACAGCUACAGCUCCUCGGUCAGUUACUGGCAGUCCUGGCAGCGUCUCAAUCACCUCCCGUGGCGCGCAGUACGGGACCUGCCCACCAUGAAGCUAGCACGCCGAUCGCUGAAACCUCGAGCACUCCGUCUCGGAAAAGGAGUCGAAAUGACAACGGCAACGAAUCUUACAACAGCCCAGGCACAUCGGACGCAGCACAAGGCCUGCCAUCGCCCCCGGGACCAUUUGGCUCUCAGAGCGGAUCACAAGCUUCGAAAGAAGAGGAGGAAUUAGCAGACGCGGCACUGACUGCUAUCGGAAAUCUCUUCGAAUGGGCCAGAUUCGCGAGAAGCGACGUUAAGGCAAAGGUGUUCUCACUCGGAGAGAAGGGCGUUCUAUCGUGCCCUCUGCAAUGUGGCUUCCAGGAAGUUUGCAGUCGCACGGAUAGACGGAAUAAUUUUUCUGUUGUGGACUUUACCAAGCACGUCCAGUCCUGCAUUACAGAAAUGUUGAUGGAUCAUUGUUGUAAGAAACACGAACGUGGGCAGUUCAUUCGAGACUUAAUCAAAAAACGUGCCAGCCAAGGUGGCCACGGGUACAGUUAGGCACUAGUUUGUAAAAGAGCAUUAGCAUUUAUUUUGCAUAAAUAAAUGGGCUAAUUUUUAGGAGAGAUGAAUUGACUUUGUUUAGGGUACGGUAAGGUUACCAAACAUGGAUCACUUUUUAGAAAUGUCCCAUAUUUCGGCUCAAACAAGCGAUGACCUAAAUUUUCUUCGACACACUUCACGACUACCACAAAGGCAACCCUCUCCCAAGAACUGUACAUUUAAUAACAAAUACUUUGAAAUUUACAGGGCUUUGAAAUUUCACUGAUUUUAGUGAUCCAUGUUUGGGUCUGACCCAAACAUGGAUCACCCCCCCUCGCGUUUUGACAGGGGCGAUCCAUGUUUGGGUCUGACCCAAACAUGGAUCAGCCCCCCUCGCGUUUUGACAGGGGCGAUCCGAUAACUUCCGGUCACCUAAAUUUUCGAAGGGUACACUCUAAAGGUGCCACGAAAAAAUUUUGAGACAUUUCUGAUGAAUGGAUUCUUUUUAAUAACGGUUUGAAUUUUGACUCCUAACCUGAAACCAGGCCGUUUUCGGACCCCUUUUCAGAGGAACUUUUUCACUUGCAUACUGUAAGGGUAACUGUAAGAAUGCUGGAGAUAGGAUAACUUGUCGUUUGCAGGGUAGCUUGGUCAAUUAUCACUGGAUGAUUGCUAGCUACGACGGGAAUGUCAUUCACAUAGCAGGCGACAAUGGCAAUAAGGAUGGAACUGUGAGAGAAGACCACUUCACAGCUGUUCGAAAUAUGUUUAAUAGAGACAGGUGCAGGGUCCAGGGCCUAAAGGCAAGUGGGCUGUCUCUAGGGUGCGAAGAUUGGUCGGUAAAAGACUGUACUAUCAUUUACUUACUUACAAUUGUGAGCACUACGCCAAAUACUGGUCCGGAGAUAAUGAGUUUUGGAACCAAUCUGGAUCACCACCUUCUUGGUGCUGUGGCAUAUGGGCUGAGAUGCAGGAAGGUGUUGAUCCACGGUGUAAGUAAGGGAGAAAGGGGAUCUAAUAUUUUGGGUACGUCGGAUAGGCAAUCAUAGAUCUUGAGUUGUAGGAAGUUUCCAUCUGAGGCCUUCCCUUAAAGAUCAUUCUCUGUAAUUAUCUUUUUAGAUGACAUAAGAUUAUAAAGAGAAACUGGCGAGAAACAUCGAUUUUGAUUAGUGUUUCGGUAGUCCGAUGGUUGAACGAAUGUGAACCGUUGAACGAUCGUAUGUGUUAUAUGUUAUAUUUAUAUGUGUGUUAUAUGUGUGAUAUGUGUUAUGUGUAUAUGUGUACGUAUUCGUAUGUUUAUCGACAAUUAAUCGAUUGCCUUUUCAUCGGG